CAAACAGUUUUCUCCCUCUCCCUCUCUUACUUUCUGAGUGGUUCAUGAUUAGUUAUUUUUUCCUCUUCCUCCUUUAUCUCAAGAACACUGCCACCCUAGUGUAGCUGCGACGCCAUGGGAAUCUACGGUGUACUACAGCCUCUCCCAGUGCUCCCCCGAGCACCCUCCCCCGCCCUAUCAUGGUUCCAUCACCACCCUUUCUCCAACUGCCGAUUCCGCAGAAACAGAGAUGGCAGGAGGCAAGACAAUUGCCGCAUUUCGGGGCUGGUUGUGUUCGUCAAUCAGGAAGAUUCCCCUUCCUCCUCUUCUGGUUCAAUUUCUACUUCCACUCAGGAACCAAUUGAACAGGGCAAUCAACACCCCGACCCACAGGACCUUGAAUAUGUCUCACAAAUUAAGACAGUUUUGGAACUUCUGAGGAAAAACAGAGAUAUGCUGUUCGACGAGGUGAAAUUAACUAUAAUGAUUGAAGACCCCAGAGAUGUUGAGCGGAAACGUUUGCUAGGCAUUGAUGAUGAAAAUGCUCCUACACGGGAGGAUCUGGCUGAUGCUUUAGUGCAAGUAAAUGAAGGAAAAAUACCUGAAGAUCGUGAGGCUUUGCAAAUGCUAGCUGAAGAAAUGCUUGGGUGGCCUAAUCUGGAGGUUGAAGCUCCAAAGAAGACACAACCAGGAAAAUCUUUGUAUGAAAAAGUUACAGACACAGGUGUUAAUCCACAAGAAGCUGCCAAGAGGCUAAAUAUUGACUGGGAUUCAGCUGCUGAUAUAAAAGAUGUGGAUACUGAUGACGUGGAAGUGCCACCUGCUGUGGGAUAUGGAGCUCUAUACCUGGUAACAGCAUUUCCAGUGGUCAUCGGAAUUUCUGUAGUGCUUAUUUUGUUUUACAAUUCUCUCCAAUAAAUAGUUAGUUCCACAACCACGCCAGGUCAAGGUAAUCAAAGGUUAUUUUCUUUUCCUUGGCCAGCAUAUAUUAUUAUUAUUAUUAUUAUAGUAUGUUAAUAAUAAGUUUACCCAAUCAACAUGGCCUAUUAUUAUAGUAUGUUCAUAAUAAGUUUACCCAAUAAGUUUUCCAAAGUAUGUUUAUUA
Molecule: messenger RNA, 1083 nt
Organism: Andrographis paniculata
Lineage: Eukaryota; Viridiplantae; Streptophyta; Magnoliopsida; Lamiales; Acanthaceae
Product: ycf3-interacting protein 1, chloroplastic
Exons: 6
Coding region: 115-897 (260 amino acids)
Biological process (GO): photosystem I assembly; response to photooxidative stress
Cellular component (GO): chloroplast thylakoid membrane
Source: RefSeq, a predicted model, not a curated record